CCAAAAAUCUCUAUGUGUCAAGAUUUUUGAGGAGCAGUGGACGGCAAGUGUACACCAAUAUUUUGGCUUUCACAAUGCUGCAGGAAGGCAAUUUAACCACGAACGAGUCCUGCAAGAUUCAUGAUGGCAUACUUUCACUCUUCUUGCCCAUUGGCUACAUUUUCAUCUUUUGCAUCGGUUUGCUCUGCAACACCGUCACCCUUUACAUAUUUUUUCUUCGGCAGCAUACAGACUCUUCCAUGGCCGUAUACAUGCGACACCUUACCCUGGCAGACACUAUGCUGGUCCUGUGUUUGCCUGUCCGGGUUUACUACCGCAACAAAGUAGGUCCUUUCUACUUGUGCAAGGUGGUGGGCAUCUUCUUCUACUUGAACAUGUAUUCCAGCAUGCUGUUCCUCAGCCUCAUCAGUCUGGAUCGCUACUUAAAAAUCAUCAAGCCUGUUUGGGUCUUCAGCAUCCAAAAGACCAAGUGGAGCCACAUGGCAAGCUACAUCGUCUGGGUAGUCCUCAUUUCAGGAAUGAUCCCCUUUUUGACAAACAACAGUCUGAAACAUCCGUGCGACAAAGUUUGCUUCCACUUCCACAGCAAGGGGACUGUCGAUGGGACCAUUAACCUGACAACAAUGGUGCUCUUCAUUGUUUUUUAUGUGGCCUUUCUUUGUUUUUAUGUGAAGAUCACUAAUAAACUCAGGGCUAUGUCCAUGGGUAAUGGUGACCCUAAGGCACAGAGUCGCAAAAAGAGGGUCAUUAUAAAGACUUUCUUGGUACCGUCCAUUUUUACUUUGUGUUUCUUGCCUUACCAUGUGAUACGGAUCCCAUACGUUCUGGCUCAGAUGAAUGUGAUCGGGGAUCUUCAUAGCCAACAACUGUUGCACAUCUUAAACGAGAGUACUUUGCUACUGUCUGCUCUAAAUAGUUGCCUGGACCCAAUUGUCUAUUACUUCUUAUCCAGUGCGUACAGGAAAACCAUACUCUGUACCAUUCAGGUCAAAUUUAAAAACAUGCAUGCUUUAAACAGAAGGAGAAUUAGCAUAAACCGCUCACUUCCUGAAAUUCAGUCUUAACGUGUGACUUUUCCAUUUGUGACUUUCGACGACUACAUGAAUCAGAUUUUGUAGAUUCAACAAAUUGAAAUAUUUAGUUAAUUUAGUUACACUGUAAAAAAAUAAAUGUAUUUUUACAGAGAAAAAACAGUAGAAUUUAACAGUAAUAUCACUUUUUGAUAGGAACAGGGGAAUUCCAUAAAAAUGCAUACAUUGACACCAAAUGUACAUUUUACCUGUUGUUCAACUGAUUAUAGGCUAUGUGUUACUGAAAAAAAAAGGCAUUUUCCUUUA
This is a messenger RNA of Ctenopharyngodon idella (grass carp), 1337 nucleotides long. Its product is annotated as P2Y purinoceptor 14-like. The transcript has a single exon. NCBI's taxonomy places the organism in Eukaryota, Metazoa, Chordata, Actinopteri, Cypriniformes, Xenocyprididae. Gene Ontology annotation, molecular function: G protein-coupled purinergic nucleotide receptor activity. The record is from RefSeq and is a predicted model, not a curated record. Gene Ontology annotation, biological process: G protein-coupled receptor signaling pathway. Gene Ontology annotation, cellular component: membrane. The coding region runs from base 75 to 1064 and encodes 329 amino acids.